This is a messenger RNA of Morchella importuna, 444 nucleotides long. RefSeq lists its product as uncharacterized. Gene Ontology annotation, biological process: endosome organization. The record is from RefSeq and is a predicted model, not a curated record. NCBI's taxonomy places the organism in Eukaryota, Fungi, Ascomycota, Pezizomycetes, Pezizales, Morchellaceae. Gene Ontology annotation, cellular component: BLOC-1 complex. The transcript has 2 exons. The coding region runs from base 1 to 444 and encodes 147 amino acids.
AUGAACCCCCCACCGAUAACCGACCCGUCCCUGCACAUUUCGCGCGAGGACCUUUCGUACAUUGCUGCCCAGCAGCGACGUCUUCGUCCAACUCCACCGUCAUCCUCCUCCGCCUCCGCGAGCAGCGGCGGCGGCAGCAACGGCGGAAUCUCGCUGGAUCCGGCCGCGCUUGCGGCGUUGAGCACACAUUUUGAUAACUUGCUGGCAAGUAUAUCGCAACGGGUCGAGAAUUUAUCAGCACAGACCUUGCGUUCCACACAAGCAUCCCAUAGACGGGCAUCUACUGUGGUUGACCGCGCAACGGUCGAGAUUGAGACGCUGCGAGAUAUCCUACGCCAAUGCGACGAGUUGCAGAAUGAGUUUCUCAAGAUCAAGAGGAUCGGAGAGAUUGUGAAAGGUUUCCGUGUUAGGGUGGAUGCACUGGAAAAACGAAUUGGAAAGUAA